Caenorhabditis auriculariae is the source of this 17548-nucleotide messenger RNA. Lineage: Eukaryota; Metazoa; Nematoda; Chromadorea; Rhabditida; Rhabditidae. The record is from the annotation of a GenBank genome assembly.
AUGGGAAAGUGGUUAGAGCCAUUAGCGGCCCUGGGAGAAAAUGGCCCGAGGCGACGGAUGAAAGUGCGACUCGCAGGACGAAAAUGGAAGGAAAAGAGUAAUUGCUCGUCGUCUCCAGGUUCUUUUCCAUUCCCCUUCUUCUUCUUUUUCAUUUUCCAUCUUCUUUAUCGAAAUAACCGGAUUCUCGCGUCCACCAAUGAAUCAAUCGUUUUGUCAUUUGAACAGAAAGUUGACGAGAAGGAAACUCCCACGGUUCCAUAAAUUAUUCAGAAAAGGGUGAGAAAAACCCUUUCCAAAGAAAAAAUCUGUUCAAAAAAUGUUUUCUGCAGUUUUUUAGGCCGAACAAGUCUUUAAUGCAAUUAAAAACGGCUGUUAGCCUUGAGACCUUCAUGAGAUUAGCCUUAAAACGAACUUUAAAGAAAAAAAUUUGAAAAUUUGAAAAAUUUUCUAAACAUUAUAAUUUAAUUUUUUUGCUGUCACUCAAAAAAAGUAAACUUUUUCGAUUUUUUUACAUUUUAUUCGAGAUAUUGAAGCUUGAAUUUUUCGUGAAACUGGCACGGAAUUCUACUGAAUUUUAAAAAAAAGCUAAAAAAAAGAAAAACUGAAAAAUUGAUGAUAAAAAUGAAACCUGACACGUGUACGAUUCAAAAUAAUUUAUAGUGGAGAAAGCUUUUUUUAAAUGAUAAUUCGACUACCUUGUUUCUACAAACCUCAAAGUUAGGGAGAAAAACACUGAAUCCCAAAAAUUUGAUCUUCAAAAAUUUAAAAAAAUAAUUGUCGUUAGGAGAAUGAGAUUUUUAAAAAAAGCAUGAAGCUAGAAAUUAUUCAACUGUACGUUCAAAAAAAUCAUGCGACUUCAUUUGAAUACAAAAAGUGAAACCUUUAUCUUGAAUGUUAGCUAGAACUGGGCGAUUGAAAUUUAAAAAUAAAAAAUCUUUUCAUAUGACUAAACUAGCCUUGGGAAAAUUUCACAAACGAACCGCAAGAAAUACAAUUUAAGAAAAAACACUGAUAACUGGUUUAAUAUCCUUGAAUUCUUAGAAAAAAGUAAAAACAAAAUGGAGAGCAAAUAUGAGGAUCAGAGGAGGCAACUCGAACGUCUGAAAGCCGAUAAAUUCGACGGGAAGCGAGAUAAACGAAAAAUUGUUGUCCCCCAGGGACAAAUUACAUUUCUCGACGUUGCUUUUUGGCGGCAACCACGAGUCUCAAAAUUUGAUUUAUCUUCCGCUAUCGAGAAAACUUUUUGUAGCCAUGAACAGAGGAAAAAUUCGAACACUCUUGGAAAUCAGUGGGAACUUCUCUCAGAGCACGGCAAAAACAUUUUUUCUUAUUUUGAAAGCGAAAAACAAACGGAAGGAAAAAGAAGAAGCCGAAAAGCCAGGAGCAACGGACGCAAACUAAUUUAUACGGCGUUCCCACAAAGGGCCUCACGAGCUUAUGAAUAUUCUUGCGGAAGAUUUUCGGAACACACAAUUAAAACAAUUUUCGCACUUUACUAAAUAAUCGGCAAAAUCCUGAAGUGGGAGAUUAAAAAAGAAGUGAGUGAAAAGCGGGAAAAACGACACACAAAGUUUGCCUUCCUAGAGCCACUUGAGAUCUCUUCGACACGUUUGAGAAACCUAUUCAUUAACUUUUUGUAUUUUUAUUUGUAUUAAACACUGAUAUAGACGCAGGAAGUGUAACUUGUAAGAAAAUAUAUUGUAAAGGCUUAAUACAAGAAACAUUAAAAUAAUUGGAUUGAAUAACAAAAAGUUUAAAUGAAGCAUUCUAAAAAAAUUAGAGAAUAUUUUUUUCAAAUCAACUUAAAACGUAUAAUAGAUUAAAAACGGAAAAAAAGCAUUGAAAAAUGAAAAAAAAAAUAAAGAAGAGAAAAACGAGGAAAACGAGGAAAAGAAAAAUUUAAAUUUUCGCCAAAACUGAAAAAAUCAAGUGCGCGCCGCUGAGAAAUAGAGUCGCUUUUUUUCAAAAAAAUUCCGGCUUUUUUGAGACUUUUUUUCGCUUCUUUUUUUCUGUUUUUUUAAAAUAUUUCAGGCGGUUCUUGUCUUCUAAAGUUAUAUACACUUCAAUAGAGCAAGAACUUCGAUUUUCAGACACAAAAACAGUGUUCAAUUUUUUUACAAGCCAGACAAAUUUCGUUUUCAUUUUUCUGUUUUGAUUGCACGCUGUUUUUUAUUCUUCAAAAGUUUUUCAAUGUUUGAAUAUGUUAUCAUCGUUUUUCUUCUCACUGAAAACUGUUUUAUUUACUUUUUUUUUCCAUUGGUAGUCGAUUAUUAUGAGUAUUUGGUAGUUUCAAACUUGCCUGCAAGAUAUUAUUUCAGAGAACUCGAUAUAUAUGGACGGUUAGUAUGGGAGACUUUGUAGAACUCCUAGAAGAUGGAGAAUCGGCUUCUCAGAGGGUCGCCGACGCGUUGAGAGAUGCCCGAGAAGGAACAACCUUCGACGUGAAAGUCAAGGCUUUGGCUGCGGUAAGUUUGUGAUUUCAUUAUGAGAUCUUUUUUGUCUGUUUUUUAGGCUAUGCAAAUCUUGGUGGAUCCGGUGAGACCGAACCACUUGCUUGACAAUUUUUUGGACGAAAUGCUCGAGUUUGGCGAACUUCGGGAGGCUCGUGUCAUGUGUUUGAUUGUGGAUUUUCUUCAAAAGGCUUGGUUGGUAUUGUUCUGAAUUUUCAAAUUUUAUGCCCAGAAUCUUUCAUAAAAGGGCUUAAAAAUCGUUUUCAGUGCAAAAGACCCGGAAAUUUGUCCCAAAGCCCUGGAUCGACUAACUUUUUACUUGACACACGAUACAAGUGUCCCUAAAUAUAUUCGAGUCGUCAAAAGAGUAAGUUUUUUUUUUCAUUUUCUGUCUUCAUACGAUUUUUUAAGGUAAUAGUGGCCUGCACAAACUUGUACCCAAUAAUCCUGGAAUGGGUCGUCAAAAGGAGUCACGCCCCUGUGGUUUGCCUUUUCAAAUAAAUAAAUACUGGAAAAGGUUUUUUUAGGUUGAACAAACUUGGGAAGCCUUUGGACUACUGAAAGGCCGAAUAAUGCGGCUUAUAGACUCUGAUAAUGACGGGUGACUUUUGUAUAUUUUAAAAGUUAUUUCGGGACGUUUUUAGAGUUCGAACAGUUACUUUGAAGUUCUUGGAAAGUAUGAUAUUGUGUCAAUCGCCGAAACCGAAAGAGGUUUGUUAAAGGAGAAAAAAUGCUUUUUUUCUUUGAAAAUGUUUGAUAAAAUUUGAUUUUAACCUUCCGAAAAGUAAAAAAAAACGACGAAAAUUUUUUUGAGAGAAAAUUUUAUCGAAAGAAAAAAAUCGAUGGAGGUGUUAUAAUGGGCAAAAAAAAUGUUAAUUCAACUGAGUUAGUAUGUAAAGUUUUUCAAAAAUCUGAAUCUUUGUUUAAAAUCUUCAAAAAAAUAAAAAAAGGUGGUAAAAGUGUUUAAAAAAAUACUUAAUUUUUCUCAAUAUAUUUUUCAAAAAAACCAUCAAAAAGUCAUAUAACACAAAAAAAUUAAAUUAGAGUUUUCGCAAAAAAACAUUUCCCAUUUAUAGUCUUAUACUAAGUAUAUAGUGAUUUAGCAGUUGCGAAAGUACAUCGAAACGUUUAGAUUACAUUACCGUUUCUCAUUCGGUUUGUAUUUCGAAGCUCGAGUUGUGAAGUAUUAACACUGUUUUGUUUGUAACUUCUAGUUGCUCCCAAAACAUUCCCUUUUUUUCAGGAAGUAGUUCACCCCAACGCGCCGCCUGUCACAAACGAACUGAAUACUCGGUUUUCGCGAGUCUCCCUGAACGAUGUUCCGCGUGGACACCGCUUCAUCUCCUUCCGAAAAGCUCAGACAGAAGCUGAACAGAAUUUCUUGGCCAUGAUCAAGCAGACCACGAUCAUGCACAUUUCGGCCCAGGUUUGGCGAAAACGAAAUUUUAAGUAGGAAAAGGUAUAAAAGAGUCUCUCGUACUGCUAUAAAUUUAAGAAAAAAGUGUAACUUUUCAAUUAUAGUAAUUUCUGUCAUUAGCGUAUCGAAAACAAAGUUGAUUUUUUCGUUUUCUUUUGAACUUAGAUCCCUGUUUCUUAAAGAAAGGUCCCAUUUUUAGUUUAAUGUAGAAUUUUUUCUUCAUACAGAAAAAGAGAGAUAGAAAAUUUUUUAGAAAAGAGGCUCACCUUGAAAUUUUUAUGAUUUGAUGGUCUUUUUCAUUUUUUUGCAGUACAGCUUCUACAGAAAAGAUGCCAAAAAACGCAUUUUUGUAUGAAAUUCAUUUUUCUGUAACUUUCUGAAGUUGUUAUAGCUGCUAUUUGUAAGACUCUGUAGGAUUUCCAUUCGCAGUAAAAAAAAAACGUAGCUCCAUGAAGUUUCAAAAAGAUUGAGCUCCAUACGAGAAAGUUUUCAUAAAAAAUGCGCUUUUUUGUGUUUUCUCUGAUCGAAAUGUACUUCCAAGGGAAGUCAUUUUAAUUUGCUGUUGGGAUUUUCUGAAAAUUGGCCAGAAACUCCUUGAUGUACCAGAAGAAGGUUCUGAAACUCAAUCUGCAAAACGUCCUCGUUUUUGAGAGAAAAAAACGUGGAAGAAAACCCUCAAAAUUUAUAAAAUAGGCAAUUUUGAGGAUUUCAGCUCUCAUUUCUUGAGAACUAGGAAGUCGUGCAGGUUUGAAUUUUCACAAAAAAAAGAGAUUUUCUGGCCAAUUUUCAAGGAAAUCCCAACCGCAAAGUGAAAUGACUCCCCCUGUUGAGCAAGUUCAUUCAAAAAAGGUAACAUUUUCCAGAACCUGCUCACGGCGGUCGACGUCCUUUGUAUGGUCGCGAGGAACCGCCCAAACUGGGACAACGCCCUCCACAGAGUCGUCGAAGCCAUGGAAAUCCUCCACGUCAACCUUCCCCCAACACUUGGAACCAGUCAGGUUCCGAAUCAAGAAAGAUCUGACCUGAAUUCAAACCCAAAAUCCAGGUCAAAUCGGUCCGAAAAGAGCUGAAAAGAAACCUGAUGCGAUUCCUGAAACUUCCGGCCGCCGUCCCUUUUCAGAGCAAAAUCUCGACUCUUCUCGUCUAUCUCGGAUCGAAUCCUCACGUUUUCAUUGAAUUAUUCGAAGAGAUUUGUAUGAAAUUGUUCAGGAAAUCAGCAAAGCGAUUCCGGCGCACUUGGUUCCGAAGGUGCAGAAAAAAGCGGCCGGGGAUGAUGGACCGCUCCCUGCAAAGAGGGCCAAGCACGAUGAAGGUGAGAAAAAAAGGGAGAAAUUCUGAGAAAAGUUUUUCUUCUUCUAUUCAAUAUCGAAAAUCUGGAAAAAAAUAUAUAUUUACUUAAAAAUUAGAACUUGAUAAGUUCUUUCUAUGAAGUCGGACCAUUACUGAUUAAACUACCAUAAAAAAAAUUUUACCUUGGCUUCACCAUGAAGAAAAAUGUUUCUUUACCCUUUUAGAGACAAAAAAUAGUUUUUGAAACAGAAAAAGAAACUAUGCCCGACAAGGACCUUUCUUGGAAUUUUUUCCGAUUUUUCCCUUCUGAAUAUAGUCUAAAAAAAUUUGUCAUAGUAAAAAAACGGAAAAUUGGUUGAAAUUAAAUGAAAAAAAGUGUAUCUUAGACACUGGAGAAAUUGAUAAAAGUUUACUUCUUAUUUAAAACUGAACAGUCAUUUUCCUUGAAACGAAAACAAGAUUUUUUUAAAAAUUUUUCUAUUUAUAGCGUCUUUUUUUCCAUAUAACUUCUCUAAAAGUCGUCGUAAAUGCAUUUUAACAACUGCCUUGAAUGAAAUUCAAAAAAAAAUGUAUUCUAGACGCAAAAAAAAUAAUUGAAGUUUUUCUUCAAACUGAACAAAUACUAUCUCUGAAGCGACAAAAUCGAAGUUUUUCGAAAUAAAACGAGAUUUUCGGGGCCUUUUUUUCCUAGUUAUAACGUCUUUUUUCGCUCUACAACUGCUUUAAAAAAUGAAGCACUGUAAGACCUGACUAUCCAAAUUUGAAAAAAAAAAAUGUACUUUUAGUCAGAAAAGGAAGUUAGAAAAACUUUUUCUUUAAAUGAACUAUUAUUUUUAAGCCAAAACAUCGGUUUUGUUCGACGAAAAUGAGAUUUUUGAAAUACUUUCUAUUCAUGGCCUCUUUUUUUCUAUAUAACUACUCCAAGAGUCGUCGUAAAGGCACAGUAACAACUGUUUGGAAUAAAAUUCAAACAAAAAAAAAAAAAGUAUUCUCAGACAGAAAAAAAAGUUAAUAGUUUCUUUCAUCGAAAUGAACAACUUUUUCUCCUGCAGCGAAAUCAUCGGGUCUGUUCGACGAGGACGACGAAGACGAGGAGCCGUCGACGUCCCAACCCGCCAAGUUGAACCACGAAAAAGACGCGGUCCUGACGGCCGUCGACGUCACGUCGCAGUACGUCUUCGAGCGGCUCAACACCGAAGUCGUCAUCAAACUCGUCCUCAUCUCAUUGGUUCGUCGCGACGUCUUCUGAGAAGAAGUAGAAUGCGUUCAUGGGAAAAAGAUCCCGUUUUGUUUAUUUUAGUAAAAAGAUCCAAUUUUCAACAUUUUAUUUUCUAUUUUUGCAACAUUCCAAAAGUGGCUAAUUAGAAGGCAAGGCUACACAAUAUUUCAAGAAAAGAAACAGGUCUAACUGAAAAAAUAGGAGCAAAAUAGCGGCUCAAAAAAUCCUUUAGCAAAAAAAGUAUUUUUUUUAAGAGAUGAAAACGUUGCAAUUUAUGUAAAUGAUUCAUUCCGAAAGCAACCUAAAAAUCAUACCCAGUUCAAACAUUCUGUUCCUCUAAAGCCUUCAAAUGCGUUUCAGAUGACGUUACCCGAAGAAAUGCCUCCCACUUUCAGUUCAAGUUAUACACCUAUUGCGGCUGCUGGAACGGAGGUUAGUUUCGAAGGAUCACAUUGAUAAUUUUAUGUACAACUUGGAAUGAUCCUUCCAAGAAGCAGUAAAGUCAGUAUAGCUUGAUUUUAGGACGUCUUGAUGAAAAUUCGUGGAAAUAUCAAUAAUAACUAGUUCUUAGUAAAAGCUAUUAACAACAUAUUUCAACUAAUUUUUUUGAAAAAAAUUUUUGAAAAAAAUAUUUCCUUCCGGUAAGGAAAUAGAUUUUUUUCAAAAAAAUAUAGAUUGAAGAACUUUUUACUCAAUUUUUUUAGACAUUUUUUUCAAAAAAAUGAGCUUUUUGAAGUAAGAUUUAAAGCGGAAAAAUAUUUAUCAGCAUUAAAAUUGUAUCGAAUAUGAUCAGAAAAAAAGUUUUUUUAAACUGGCAGGAGUGGUAGAAAAAAAGUAACGCAAGUUUUUUUCAGAUUUAUUUUUUUCAAGUUCUCAUUUUUUUAAAAUAGCUAUAAAAAAAUUUUAUUAUGGACAUUUCGUGUUCAAUUUGAUUCCGCGAAAUGCAAAAUGAUCUCUGACUCUCCAAAAAUUUAGUGAUAUUUUUCCUUUCUCUAACAUAAGUAACGGGUAUUUUGCAUUUCGCGGAAUCAAAUUGAACUCGGCAAUAGAAUAAAUUUUUAUUUUUUUGUUUGAUACCAACUCAGGAAGAUUUUUAGAAUCUUAAAACCCACAUAACUUUUUUUAUUACAGUUCUGAAAGCUCUAGAAAAAAAUAAAUAAAGUUUUUCCAGGAACAAAGACGAGAUUUAUCUCGAAUGAUGGCCACCCAGGCGACGCAGGCCGAGGUCGGACCGGGCUUCGAACAGGUCAAAAAGCUCAAAAAAGAACAGUUCCGGGGUUUUCUCACAACAUUUCUAACUGAACUUCAUCUUCUCUCAAUUUGAAGAACGACAAGAAGCCCGGAUGGAAGGAUUGGCCAUCGCGCCGACGCCGCAACACUUGCCAACGACGAUUUUGUCCCGAAAGCCGCCCCAAGUCCCGUUUGGCGCCCUGCCACCGCCUUCGGUCAGAAAAGAGCUUUAAAAAUUCAGCUUCAGAGCAAAAAAAAGUCAGAGAAAUUUCAUUUUUCAAUUAGCAACCUUUUAGUAGAACUUUUCUCAUCUUUUCAGGAGUUUAGAGCGUUUUCGCCCUUAAAAAUAAACCAAGUUCGGUGCUUGGUUUUUUUUUUUCGAUAGUUCUCAAGAAAGGAGUCUUCUUUCUUUGAAAAAUAUCAUUCCAUAAUACUUUUGGAACCUCCACCAAUGUGGAAAAAGUUUCGCCCAAAGAGUGAAAAACUCAAAAUAUCUGAUUUUAUGGAGAAUUUUUUGCGUGGUGUUCACGGUACACAUUAUAUGAAAAAAAUAAAGUUCUGGCUAUAACAUAAAUUCGGAACAGCAAUGUUGGUUCCAAUUUGAUCUUUUUAUCUGAAGUUCAGAAUCAUUAGUUUUAUUAUUCACACGAAAUACGAUUAAAUUGUUGAAAAUUUUUCCAAAAAUUAUUUUUGAUGAAAAUUCAACAAUUGAAAAAGUUACGUUUGAAGAAUUUAUAAUAUUUGAGAACGUCUUUAUUUGAAAGGAUACAAGACAAACAAAGUAUCUUUUCGAUCAUUUGCGGGUUUUUAGAGAGUUUGUGAAACUUAUUUCUACCUUCCAAGUUGGCUAAAAGCUGAAAUCAAUGAAAGAUCUGAAUUUGAAAAUAUUUUGAGACAAUAAAAAAGCUUUUUAUUGUGGAUAAUUUACUUUGAAAAAUUUGCUGUGUGCUAGAAUUAUUUUUUUGUAUGCCAAAAAAAGAAUUUUUUUAAAUUCUGAUAAGGGCUUCGUUUCUAGAAACUCCGCUAAACCGUGUCAUCUUUCAAUUUCCAGAGCGCCCCAGUGCUGAAAUCGAAAAAAGCUCUGAAUCUGAUAGAGGAAACGAAGGAACUGACCUCCGAGGAAAUGGAUCAGCUCUUCGAAUGCGCCUUCGACAGCGUUUUGAGGGCCGAAAGUUGGUUUUUAUGGAAAUGAGACGACAUGUAAUCAUUAAAAAUUCACGAAAAAAAUAGUUUAGAAAGAAUUUUUGAAGCGGGAAAUCGAGUUUCACUUAGUUUUUGGAGCAUCUUGAAAUCGAAGGCGAAUUUUACGUCUUCUAACUUUAACAUAAGUUUUUUUCAUCCCUUUUUUUAUUUGAUGAAACUUCCUUCAAUAACUCUGAGGAAAAUAGUUGAACCUUUGAAAACGAUGGGAAAUUCAAUUUUUCUCAAGUUUAUCACAAAAACUUCUAUCUCUGAUUUUGAAAAGGUUUUUUCUGACUUUUCCCUCCUCAGGAAGAGUGGUCCAAGGCGGCGCCACGUUGAUCUACCAACAGUUGGUCGUUCGGCUGACGUGUCGUUUCCGAGAAGACGCCGAGGCUUUCGAGAACCGAUUGGUCGCCUUCAUCGUCGAGGACCACAAGAAAAGAACGGAUCUUGCGUUAUUGUGGCUCUCCGAGCUGUACGCUCAGUAUCAAGGGUUCGUUGGAGCAUAAUAAUAGUUUAUUCACUGCCACUGAUUCAGCAUUAGAAAAUAUUAGAAAGUAAGUUAUCAAUAUUGGAUGGGCAGAUGAACAAGGGGUCAACCCUAACGAGUUGAAAAAUGAAUUAGUUUGUCUUAAACCUGAGCAAUAAUGAAGGAGGUUUUGUAUGAAAUUUCAAUCGUGUACUGUUGUGUUUUUUGUAACGAUCUUUUGACUCUCUCAGUGUUAGUUAUAUAAGGUUUAUCUUUAGAUAAUAUCAAUAUACAAUCGAUAAACUAUAGAAAAACUCUGGUUACCAACCGAAUAUUGGGGUAAAAAUUUUUUUGGCCAAUCAAUAACUUCUAUGCAGAAGUAAUGUACGGUAGCGCGCACAAUAGUUCUGUGUAUAUUUUCUCUGAGAAACUUUGGAGGGAUUCCAUAGGGACCCUUUAAAUAAAAAACCUCUGUAGGGACUCCUCAGAAACUCCUCAGUCCCGCAUUCCACAACAUGUCCUCGGACACUGGAAACGCGAAACGGACGUGCGCCGGACGUUUCUGGCCGAUUCUAGGGGUCAAUUAAGAGCGCUGAGGCUACUAAAGUGGUCACUAGAAAUGCCCCGACAAGUCCGAUUCGUGUCCCGUUCGCGUUACCAAGGUCCAAGUCCUAUUUUUAAAAUUAUUCGAAGUUUAGGCUUCUUUUGGUUUCAAUAUCAAUUUUCAGUCGAGUUCUGAAAAAUAAAGAAAAACGGAUAAUUUUACAUUAUUCAAAGUAUAAAAUCUAGUUGAUAAGGGUAGUUAAUCAGAUAUUCGUGCUGCACGACUUGGCUCCGCGAGCAAAUCGAAGGAGCCGACGGACUGACGAGGACGGCGCGACUGGAACGUUACGACAGAGUCAUGUGCGAACUUCUGAAAGCUCUGAUGGAGAAGAAGUUGCACAUGGAAGCGUUCGUCUUUUCCAGGAAAAUCCGAAGGAAAAUGGGAAUUUUCCAGGCUUUUUCACAAAAUGCUUCUGGAUUCGCCGCUGGUGACGUUGAACGCCUUGGAGUACUUGAAAACCGUUUGUCUUGAUAAGGUGAUUUGGAGUUUUUGAAGAGGAAUAAUGGAUGAACAAAGGGUUUUUCUGAUUUUUACGUUUUUUUUCUUUUAAGUUUGGAAAAGAUGAUCUCAUCGUGGUUUUACUGAGCGAAAAUCUAAUAUUGUUUCUUUAAAUCUACUUUUCGAAACGGGAGUUAAUACCAUGUUCGAAGUAAUUUCCGCGAAAUUUGAACUUAUCUCUCACUCUCCAAUAUUUAGUCAUCUUUCUCACUUUCUAACUGUUUUUUUUUGAAUGUUGAGGCAUAAUUUUUAACAUGUCGUAAGGUUUAGUUAGACCGGUAAAUAGUUGAAAUCCAACCAAAAAAGACGUUUUUGAGAAUAUUCAAGUGUUAACUUAUUUUUCAAACUUUUUAUUGGAGGACAUAAAAUAGUUUUUUUCACAUUUCAUCAGUUUUUUGCUACAAAAUGAUGGAAAUUAUUGAGGUUUUUCUUCAAAUUGUCAGCGGAAAAUAAAAUAAAAUUUAACCAUCUUUGGAACAAAUAUUUUUUUCAAAGGUGUUCAUAUUUUUAAACAUUACAGGAUGAAUUCGUGGAUUUUUUCCAUUCGAUGAGUUUCACUGAUUUUUUGAAUCAAAUUGAUUACCGAAAGUUAAUUUUGCAGGUCGGCGGCGCUUUUGGAAUGACAACCCUCCGAGAACUCAUCCUCACGAGAAACCGACAACGCGGCGAACUUCUCAACUUUUUCUUCAACCUUUCUUUUCUCGAUAAACCUGAGGUUCUGAAUUUUCUUUGUCUUAAUUUAGUUGAGAGGAAAAUAGAAGUUUUGAAGUGAUUAAUUUCUUACUCUUGAAAGAUGUUGAAACCUUUUUUUGAACGCAAAAAGCUAGCGUUUUGGACCUUUUCCUUUCUGUUUUGGAAUAACGACUGGUUUUGGCUCUCUUGACCUCAAAUUUUUUCAAAAAGCGCUCCCGAGCAUUUAUAAGAACACUUAUCGAUAAACCUGAGGUUUCCAAUUUUCUAUUUAUAAAAUUUGAUUGUGAGGGGAAAAUUGGGCAUGAAAAUACCUAAAUUUAGAGUUAAACAUUUUUUUUUUUCGUAUUUUGCUUCAAAAAAAUAUCUUCUUUUGUUUUUGUUUUUCGUUUAUGAGAAUCUUUUCACAAUGAGUUGAAAGUUCUCCUUUUUUCAGCUCCGAUCAGCUUGCGUCGACACGGCGAAGGAACUCUGCGCCCUAGCUCAUUUGAGGUCUCCUUUUUCCUUGAAUUUCAGAAAAUAUUCCGCUAUUUCCAGAAGAGCCCUGACUGAGAAGGCGAAAGAACAACUCCAGGAAUGUCUUGAGCCCGUGCCGCCAGUGUACUUCAGAAACCCAGAAUCGGUAUUUUUCGGAAAAUUGUUCAAAAAGCGCAUCGAUAAAAAUAGAUCAAAAUUUUUAGGUGAUCGAGAAAAAUAUUUUGAGAUUAAGGGUCAGAAAAAAAGAGGACCAGAAGCUUUUAAAAAAAUACUCUUUGUCACAUCUUUGUUUUUCGAAGUCUCAAGUUUUUAUAAUUUUUUUCGAUUUAGGACAGAAACCCCCGUAUUUUUCGAGGCUAAUCAUUUUCACAAAGACUUUAUUUCUUGACGAAAAGUGUUUUUUUCAUGAAAAAAAUUUCAUUUUUUUCAGAAAAGAGAAUGGUUUUUCAUUUCGAGCCUUAACUUUAUUAAAAUAGAAAAAAAGUUACAAAUUCAAAUUGGGAUAAUAGAAAUUAUGAUUUUUUUAUGAACUUUAGAGGGUCAGGCCCCUUUUUAUUAGAAACUUCAUACGCAGUACCCCCGAAAAAAAUGUCCUGAAACGUGGAAAAAGUCGACUUUUUCCAUUUUUAAUUACUGCGUUUUACGCGUAAAAAUAAAUAAAAUUUGUUUGAAAAUGGAAUAUGAUGUUUUGCAGCCCAGCGAGGAUUGGACAGAGGACAUUUUCCGAUGCGCGUUGACCCUUUAUUUGGGAAUCAUGCCCUUCGAUCCUUCCCUUCUUUUGCCCCUGGCUGACGUCUAUGCCUAUGGAACGACCACUUUCAAGAAGGUUUGGGAAAGAAAAAUGAAGAUUUGGGUCUCCGAAAAAUGGAUAUUCUAAAAGGAAAUUAUUUUUAGUUCGAUGGUUAAGUGACAUUGAUUGAUUGAAAAUUGAAAAAACUCAAGUUUUCUUUCAAAAAAAAGGUUAUCUAAACUUCUGCGAAUAAGAACCUUUUUUUGGAGAAUAGACUAAACUCGGGCAAAGUUGGAAUAGUGGAUAAUGGCCGCUGAAGGGGAGAGGCUAAAAAAAGGCCUCAGAAAGGCAGCAAAAAGCAGCAGAAAAGAAGCCUUUGUCACCCUAAAAGGAACAUUUCUAUGUAGCUUUUUUUCCACCCUUUCCGACUCCGCUUAUGAAAUUUGUAAAAAUCGAUCUUUCUCACAAAAAAAAACAGAAUAAGAAUCCUUUUUCCGAGUCUUUUAUUUCUUCUAGACUCUCAAAGAUCUUGAGAAAUGGUGGGAAAAGGGAGAGGCAGCAAAAAUGGUUCAUAAGAGCCGAUAAAAUGGCGCAAAAAGGCAGCAAAAAAGGGGUUUUUUUUACCCAAAAAGGAGUCUUUUGGGACCCUUCCGACGUCGGCUAUGAAAUUUGUUGAAUUUUGUUCGAACUUCCCUUCAAAAAAAAAAGAAGAAAAAUUGUUUCUGCAGAAUAUAGAAGAUUUUUUUCGAAAAUGUCUAGUUUUUUUACGAUCUCUGAAUAGAACAACAAUAAAAUUUGGAAAUUUCGAUUCAUUUCCAGGUAGUUCUCCGGUCAAUUGAGCCGGCAGUGAAGGCGAUCGGAAUGCGGGACGAACAAAUGUUGCGAUUAGUAGAAGAAUGUCCCGUCGGGGCUGAAACUCUCGUCGCAAGGAUUGUUCAUUUACUGACUGAAAGAGGUAGGAAAGAAGAUUCGUUCUGUUUUUGGAAAAAUUGAGGAAGUUUGAUCGAGAAAUGGAUCUUGAAAUUGAGCUUAAAGGUGGACUUUCUGUUUCAAAAUGAACUUAGAAUUCAAAAUCUAGUUUUUCAUUGCUAGUCCCCUAAUUAAAAAAACCAAAAAAACCUUUCUGAGAUCCAAUUUUUUUCAAAUUUUUUUCUCUAGCGGGUAUUGUUUUUAAAAAUUAUCGAUAAAUAAACUGGAAAAAAAUAGGGUUUUUAAAAUUAAAAUUUGCAAUUAGUUUCGAUGGAGCUCAUGAAACAUCUAAAAUUCUUCUCAUGCUCAUUUUUUUGCUGAUAUAAUUUUUUUCUGCGUCAGCAAAUUUUGUUAUCUUCACCAUGAUAUUAUGCCAAAAUCAGUUCUUGAUGCAAAAUCACGAUUUUUCCUACUUUUUGUAGUCAACAUUUUUUAAAUUAACCCAGAAGCCAUCAAAUUUCAAUUUUUCCUCGAAAAAAUUCCUUUCUUUUGAAAAAUUUGAAAAAAUAACUGUUUCUAGCCCCUGCGAUCCCUGAGUUGGUCGUCCGUGUGAAGAGGUUACACGACGAACGAAGAACGGACGUUCGAGCCUUGAUUCCGAUCAUCGGAGGUCUUUCCAGGGUUCGUUUUGAGCUUUUUGUAGACUUCCUUUCUUAUGAACUUGGCUUCUAAUUCGUCUAUUUUCAAAUUAAAAGAUGAGAAUCGUUUAGAAUAUACAUCGGCUGGAUCCCACCCCAGUCUUUUGCGCGCGAAAAAAAAAAUGUACUGGAAUAGGCCGUACUUUUCGGGGGUGGGAUCCAGCCGACGUAUGGUCUAGAAUAUUCUCCUGUUUCAAUUUUUCAACUUUACUCAAUAUUCAAUCUCUCAAUUGUUCUUGAACACAUCAAUUUCUACAAGUCUUUCUCAUCUUUUCGUCCAGGACGAGGUCGUCACCCUUCUCCCACAAUUCGUCCUCCGAUCCGAGUAUCAAAAAUCGGUGGCUUUGGUUUUCCGGCGGUUGUACAAUGCUCGAGGUAGGAAAUGAAUGAGAAGCACAGAAAGAAGACAUUUUCUUCCAGAUAUGACAACUGGAGACCCUUGUUUCGCCGUCGAUGAUCUCAUUGUUCAGUACCAUCUCAUUCAGCCGCAAAAUGAGAAAGAAUUGAAUCUCCAGGCGGAAAGUGAGUGAAAACGAAGAGAAAGGAUGAAAUAAAAAUAUUCUCCCAAAAAAACUCCAGGAAGGAAGGAGCUUUCUAGAUUUUUCCUUUUUAAUCUCACUGCAGAAUUUCGAAUACCAAGUCGUUUGCUCAAGUUCCGCCUCUAAUGGCGCAAACCAAUCAGAGAACGUUUUAGAAUGACGUCAUUGAAUUUCACAUCAAAAAUCUGAAAAGACUGUACCAAAUUCUCACGUCGAAGAGGUCUUAUAGGGUCAUAACGGCUUGCUUUAAGAACUGUUUCCUAUCACAUUUAUUUUUUCGGUAUCAUCAACAAAAUUCGAAAAAAUCCCAGGUAUACGAGAAGUGCUGGAUCCCCGUUUCGUGACGAAAGAAGCGGCCGCAAAAGCGGUUGAGAAACUUUUUGAGUCGCGUCCUUUGCCGCAAAUCUUCAUGAACACGCUCGUUUGUAUCCAUGAGAAGGUUCGUUGAAGCGCGAUUAAUUCGAAUCAAUCGUCGAUCUUCGAUUCUCAGUUUUCUUUUUAUAGUUUGGUGAUCAAAGAAUCACGUUCAGAUUUCCAAUAGUUCUGCAAAAUAUUUCGAAGUUUACGGUGAUUUCAGUGGUUUUUCUUAGGAAGAAGGCAAUUUUUGAUUCACAGCUUUAUCGGUAGAAUUUUCCAAACUUGGAGCUGCUUUUCUUUCUAAGAAUACGUUGGAAAUUAUGUGAAAUAUUUGAAAGAAUCAAAGUUUUUCGUUCUCAACAACGUUUGGGCGGCUUUUAAAGCAAUACAUUUGAAAAAUUAUUUUUAGAGAUUUUACAAAAUUUAGAGAAUUUCUUGGAAGUUUUGAACAUUUUGAAUAGGUCAGAGAGGCAUUUAACGGCAUAGAAAUUGGUCAAUUGAAAAUUUCCAAUAAGCUUCCUGACCAGAGACAAGAUGAAAGGGAAUAAAACAAUAUUUGAAAUUGGUCAGGAAAAUUUUUUUCAAAUGUUAUUUAAACUUGAUUUUUUUGAAAUGUAGUCAGUCACGAUGCUUUUUUCUGAAGCACCCCAGCAAUAUAUACAAUUUUUUGUUUCGUUAGCCCAAUAAGUAUUCGAACCGCUUUUUUUCAGUUCUCGCAACUGGAGAGCUUCUUAACGAAUCUCUUGCAAAAGCUGGUUGCCAGGAAAUUGUGGCAACACAACGAACAUUUCAAGGAAUCUUUCUUCUUCGCCGUCAUGAAACUCAAGGAUAUCGUUUACGGGGUUUUCAGCUUUUUCGAAUAAUUGAACGCAAAAUGGAUUUUUCCAGGCCGUCUUGACAAACUUCACUUACGAGGAGUUCACCGAGUUGGUUCAAUCACAGGGCGAAGUGAGUUGAAGAGAAAACAUUUGAUUAAAAUAGAACUUCGAUUAAUCGAUUUUUUUUGAAAAUUUGGCCAAUAGGGUGAUAGAUCAGAAGCGGUAUGAAAUAUGGUGGGAAAGCGUUUCUUGCUCUUUUUUUAUUGAGGGAUGAGAUGGCCUGAAACUAGCCGGUAAUCCAAUUUUUUUCCGGCUCUUUUUACUCUGAUUUUAUUAUCGGCUUCAUGAAAAAGAUCAAUUAUCUUAUGAACACAUUUUCAAUGUGACCGAUAGGAAUAUUUUUUUCUGUUUUCAGAAAAAAAACGAAAAAAAAUCAUUUUUAAACUUGAUAACAAAGCAAGAAAAAAGAAAAAGGAAAUGGCUCAAAUAAAAAAGAAAAAAAGACGAUAUAAACAAAUUUCCAUAACCCUGAUAAUUAAAGUUUUUUUCUUUCUGAAACAGAUUUAUUUUUUUGAAUUUUGUAGCAAAUUAUGUUUUCUUUCCAGCAGCCUAGGUCUUUUAAACUAUAGUUUGUUUUUUUCAAAUUUCCUUGAAAAAAAUUCAAUUUUUUGGGACGAUUUCACAACCGUGAAUUCAAAUUUUUUUUUUCAUUUUAAGAACUUCAAUUUCCUCUUAUCAUUUUGGUCAAAAACUAGAUUUUGUUCAUUUUUUUCGAUUUUCAGGAGAUUCUCAACGAGCUCAAGGAGUUCUUCCCGACCAUGUCGACGGCUCAGCAAAAAAGCAUGGAGUCCGUUUUUUUUUUUUUUGGAUGAAUAACCAUUGUCUAGUUAAGAACAGUGCAAUGCUAGUAUUUUUUUGAACAAGUUGUCGAUUUGAAACAGGGAUAGUUCAGAACAAUAUGUGUUAUUUUUGCGAUUUUCAGUCAAGAGAUCAAGGAUGUCGUGUGGGAUAAGGAGCGCGAAGAGCGGGAAAAACGCGAACGAAAGGAAGAACGACGGGAGAAGGAGCGACUCGAACGCGAGCGCGACAAAAAUCGCGACAAGGACCGCGAACGCGAGAAAGAACGCGAAAAGGAGCGCGACGAUCGCAGAUAUAAGGUCUUUUUUACCGGAAAAAAUAAAGUCAUGUAACAAAAUUAGAAAAAAAGAACAUGGCAAAAACUUGAAUUUGGAAAAAGAUCAAAAUAUCAAGUCAUCCUUCUCUUUUAAAAACUAUUUCCGCUCCCAGAAAUUUAAAUUUUUUUCUCACUUUGCAGAAGUUCACGCAAAAAAAACGAAAAAACAUUUUUUCAAAAAUCAUUCGAGAAAAAAAAAUAGAUUUUAGUGAAAUUACAACUUUUUCGAAAGAUAAAAAAAGCAAAAAAAUUAUUUCUAGAGAACGCUUUCUACAAUAAAAACUGAAUGAAACGAUCAUGAAAAAAAUCCCAAGAAACUGUUAUUUUUUUGAACUUUUCUGAACGAUGGUAGUCUAAUUGAAAGUAAUUUUUAUCCAUUUACAUUGUCCAAAUGCACCUAGAUCCUUUAUUAUCUAUUUUUUGCUGUCCGAAAAAAGCUCCCUUCAAUAAUUCGAAUUUUCAAAAGUUUUAUUCAACAAUUUAUUUCCCUGUAACCCUGACCUUUAUCGGGCGAAACUAAUUUAGAUGCAAUUGAAAAAUUAAAACCUUGAUUUUCAAAAAAUUUCAAGAUUCAAGAAAAAUCCUCUCCAGAGGGAAUUUCGUUUUUUUGAAAACGUACCGAUUCUUCAAUUUAUUUUUUUGAUUUGUUACUUUUUGAAACGUUAAAAUACAAAAAGCUUUUUUUCUAUCGAUUUCGGUUACAUAGCCGGAAUUUUAACUGUUCAAAUCAAAAAUCAUUUCCAAAAAAAUUUUUUUAAUUUUUUUAUCUGUUUCAGAGCAGCCGCCGGAAAGAUUGA